Gambusia affinis (western mosquitofish) is the source of this 2854-nucleotide messenger RNA. RefSeq lists its product as uncharacterized. The coding region runs from base 879 to 1574 and encodes 231 amino acids. The transcript is spliced from 4 exons. Gene Ontology annotation, cellular component: nucleus; cytosol. The record is from RefSeq and is a predicted model, not a curated record. NCBI's taxonomy places the organism in Eukaryota, Metazoa, Chordata, Actinopteri, Cyprinodontiformes, Poeciliidae. Gene Ontology annotation, biological process: spermatogenesis.
UUAAGCAUGGUAUUACUAAACACACAGCUAGAGUGACGAUGGGAUGAUUUACAUGAAAGCGUGCGCCAUUAGACUUGUCACUUGGGAAUUUUUUGCAAAACUUGAACAUUCAUUUUCACAGAUAUUCUCUAUCCAACUUUGUAAUGCAGAAAAAGUUUUAUUAUAGAUGUGCAAAGAUGUUAAAGUCACAAUCAAUGAAAGCUUUUCAGCUUUUUGUUACAAUAGCCAAGUAAAAAAAAUUAUUUCCUAUAACUUUAUAAUUAUGUCCAUUUUAAUGAACUAUUCCAUUUUUUUUUUUUUGUAAAAUACUCUUCAAUUUUUCGGUUGUGGGCAAAAUAUUUUCAGAAAAAUUCAAGGAGUGUCAUUACUUUAUAAGGGACUUAUUUUUCUAAAAUAAUAAUAAUAGAAAAAUUUUAAUAGUUUUUCAGGUUUUCUCGGUCUAAUGAUUGUUUAGGCACAAGAUAAGAAGUGUGAUCCCAUUCCUCUUUCUGCCAUGGCAACUUCAAGGAACCAGAAUUGGAGGCGAAGGUGGGGGGUGACAUAGGAGGAGCUAAAGUCUAAAGUCCAGGUGGUCCAAAAUGCGUAAAAACGCAGCGUAAAAAAGAAGCACAAACACUCACGAAACACACCACCUCGCCGCAGCCCUCUGUUGUUGAGCUGAUUUCAGAGGAAAGAGGAGGAAAAGUACCGCUUUUGGAUUUGCAGCGGGAGGAAAACCCGAAACAAUUGGACGCGUUGCGGUGGUGCUGCGCUGCGAGAAAACCAGAAAAAAACGGGCACUGAACGGAGCUGGGUAAACUUUUUCUCUGUUGUGCCGAAUUCGACAGUUGCCUUACCUGGAAUUUUUUAGGCUACUUUUGUCAACGACAAGUGGAGAUAUGUUCAAGAAAACCAAGAGUAAAGUACUGGUGGAUUAUGCGUCAGAGGAAGACGACAUGUCCUGGCAUUAUCAUCACUCCUACAAGGACAAAGACCUGGGAGAGGAAGAGGAGGAGGACGCUGGCACUGCGUUAGCCAAGGAGGCAAAGGUGAAAAAGAUUAUGUCAAAGAAGGAGAGGAAGGAGAAAAAGAUGCUGUCCUCUAAGGAUGACGAGCACUUGUUGCUGUCCGGGGUGAAGGUGGCCGAGCGCAAAGUGUCCAACAAAAAGCUCAAGGAAGGUGAGAAGGAGAAGAAGGACAAGCCGGAAAAGGGGCACUGUUUCUGGGACAGUGUUACGAUGACAAUGAGGCAAAUCUCGCCUGCCAAAAAACUGGAGAAGAUGGAGGGCUGGGAGCCUCCACGGUUGGCAAUUGUUUCUGAGAUUGUGCCUGACGAAGCCCUCAUUGAGAACGGUCAGAACGGGGAGUCGGCAUUGUCCCUUCCUCCCGACUCCUUAAGUGUUCCCUUGGAAAUUCCUGCGUGGAGUGGCCAGGGGUUUGAGGAGGACUCCUCUCGCUAUGCCAACCUGAUGGACUCCAAUGACCCAACAGCUGCAGUGAGGUGGACGUCCCGUGCCAAGGUCAAGCUGGCUGGCAUUAGCAGAAUGAGCAGAGGGAUCGCGUCAGAGAGCCCAUGGGCAGGAUUUAAACAGUAGCAUUGUUUUGCUCAGUAGACAAUCUGUUCCAGAUUUCUGCCUCUUCCAGAUUUCAUUUUCCUUCUAACUCCAGAAGGAAAAUGUAAUGCUAGAGACUGUCACACAAGAAAAUUAAAGAGGCAGUGCCUUAAAUUGCUCUACCAGUAGUGGCCAGUAGAUGCCAGGAUUUCUUAUUCUCCUACUUGUGUCUAUUGAGAGCAUUAAAGGGCAUACAGUGGGCCCCCCAACCCUCUCCCCGGUAUUCAAGAGUGUUUUCUGCCGGCAAAUAUGCAAAAACACUUAUAACUGCCUUUUUUAACAGUUAAAACACAAAAUAUACCUUAAUAUGUAUUAAUGUGCACAGUGGAAACCAUCCCAGCACUACUACAGAGGCCAACAUCUACAGUUUUCAGCAAAUACUGAACCAUGAAUAGUUGGGGGUCCACUGUAUAUCAUCAUUUUUACAACUUUUCCUUUUUAAUUUUGUUCACGUCUGUAUGUGAUGAAAGUUAUUUCCAUAUCUGGAAUCAGAAGUAAGUAAUUGAAAGCAGUAAAAAUAAAGAAACCAAGCAGAAGGCGUCUAAGAAUGCACGUACAUCUGGAGGGUCAAAAGUUUUUUUGUUUUUAUUUUUGCAUCAGAAAAUGCUUAAAAAAACAAUAGAAAUCUAAACUGUGAUUUAUUUGUGGUUCAUACUUUCAAUAUUUGUAGAUUUUCUGUUUCUCUAAUGUGGUAUUGUCCUUUAACUUUUCCCCAAAAUGGUGAGUUAAUUUCACUACAACACAUUUUAGUCAUUAAUUGCUUUAUUCCUUCAUUUUGAGCAGUGUAGUGUUGGUUCUUCCAGAGGGACAUGAUGGUUACAGCAAAAAAAACAAAAAAAACCUCCAACUAUGGCUCCAACUUAGCUAGCAAUCUGUUGUUAAUGGCAUCAUAUUGCCAGGAAGCUACUCUAAUCCUUAAAUAUUACAUGUAAGGUUUUUAGGUUUGAAGGAAAUGAGUUUUUUUUUAGAAGGACUUUUGUUUGUGAAUCACUAUCAAAUGCUAAAUCUGUUGAAAUGAAAGCCUUUAUACAAUUUCUGUUUUCAUUUCUGGAAUGCGCAAUUUUUGCCAACGGGCGAGAAGAUCAUUUCUCGCUCCAACGAGACAAUCAAAUAUCAUGCAAGCUUGUUGUACUACUGAGUUUAUGUAGCUAGUUUUUACGUCCUUUCUUUACAAAUGCGGCACCCUCAAACUGUCUGAAGCCUUAAUUUAAAAGCUCAGAAAUGGGUUGUGCAAUCAUAAAAAACAACAUAUUUUGAAACAA